AUGAGCAAAAACAAAAAGGGGAAGAAGAAGGACGACUUGGAUGCGAUCCUUGCCGAAUUCGGCUUUGACGAGAAGCGCGAAGAUGAAGUAAAGGGCGAGAAGGAAAAGGGAGUAGCAGAAGCCAAUGGGGAAGCAGGUGGUGCAGUUGCCCCUGCUGGGGCUGAGGAAAACGAAGCGACCAAAAUGUCCAAGUCGAAAAAGAAAAAGGAAAAGAUGAAGCAGAAGAAGGAGCAAAUGAAGAGCAAAGAAAAUGAAGAGGAGGGACAGGAAGAAGGAGAGGCGAAAAAGGGAACGGCCGAGCAGGACGCCGAUGCGGCUGAUGCCAAUGAUGACGCUAAUGAUGCUGCAAAUGACGCUGCCAAGAAGAACAAAAAAAAGAAAAAGAAGGACAAGGAGAAAGUGAAGGAACAGAAGGGCACGUCAGGAAUGUCCGAAAUGGCCAAGGCAGCGGCGGAAAGACUCAGACUACUAAAAGAAUAUGAAGAAAAAAAAAGGGAAGAGGAAAAAAGAAAACAAGAAGAGGAAGAAGAAAGAAUUAGAAAGGAGGAGGAAGAGAAGGAAAAAAAACGAUUAGCUAAAUUGGAAAAAAAAAUGCAGUUAAAAAAGGAGGGAAAAUUGUUAAGUGCAAAAGCGAAGGAAGAAAAAAAAAAAAAAGAAUUGUAUUUGAAAACGCUGAAAGAGUCGGGGGUGCUGAUCGAACCGAAGGAAAAAGCCAAAGCGGAAAUCAUCAACAUUGACCUCAACAAAACGAAAGCUUUCCUAAAGAAGAAAAAGAACAAAACAAAUGCUAACGCGAGUGGAAGUGGAAAUUUGAAUAAUAACGCGGAGGGGACGGGAGGUAAUACACCGGAAGGAAGUAAGCUCGUUGAUGCGCUAGCUAAGGAAGACCCAAAAGAAAUUGUCCUGGACGACUGGGAAGACUUCCUCAACGUGGAUGAAGAGAGCAAAAAGGAAAAACAGUCCAACGAAAAACAAACUAAUGAGAAGACAGAUAAAGAGAGGAACAAAUCAAAGGAAGCCAAAGGAGCAGACGGGAAGAAGGGCACAAAGGCGGACGCACUUAGCACCAAAAAAGGAAAAAAAAAAACAGAAGCUAGCAAAAGUAAUAGUAACGAGAAGAACAAGAACGCCCAUGACGACUCAGACGAUGAGAGCGAAUAUCGGUCAGCCAUUGUGUGUAUAUUAGGUCACGUCGACACGGGAAAAACGAAACUACUAGACAAACUACGACAUACAAAUGUGCAGGACAAUGAAGCGGGAGGAAUUACGCAGCAAAUCGGAGCUACCUUCUUCCCAAAGGAUGUCCUAGAUAAGGAAAUAAAAAAAGUAGAUGAAAGUAUUAGGUGCAUGUCGAAGGGAAUUAUGAUUAUCGACACCCCGGGGCAUGAGUCCUUUUACAAUCUCAGGAAAAGAGGCUCCUCUUUAUGCGAUAUAGCCAUUUUAGUGAUUGACUUAAUGCACGGAUUGGAGCAACAAACGAAGGAAUCCAUUCAAAUAUUGAAGCAAAGGAAUUGUCCUUUCGUUAUUGCACUGAACAAAAUUGACAGACUUUACAUGUGGAGCAAAAAUGACUGGUCUCCAUUUAACUACACGUUUAAAAAGCAAAAGGAAAACACACAAGAUGAGUUUAAGGAUAGGCUACAAAAUAUUCUUAAUGAGCUAGCCGAACAGGGAUUGAAUUGCCAUCUCUAUUGGGAAAACCCCAACCCGAGGAAAUAUGUUUCCAUCGUACCGACAAGUGCAAUAACUGGGGAAGGAAUUGCCGACCUGAUUAUGAUUUUAGUAAAACUGACGCAGAACUUUAUGCUGAAAAAUAUUGAAUACCAUGAUAAAUUAGAGUGCACCGUUUUGGAAGUAAAAAAUAUUGAAGGGCUAGGAACAACCAUCGAUGUAAUUCUCACUAAUGGGGUUCUUAAAGAAUCGGAUACCAUCGUCCUGUGUGGUAUGAACGGACCCAUCGUCACAGUUAUUAGAGCGUUGCUAACCCCACAACCGUUAAAAGAGCUAAGAAUAAAAAACGAGUAUGUGCACCACAAGUCGAUUAAGGCAUGCAUUGGAGUGAAAAUCUCUGCCAACGGAUUGGAAGAGGUCCUCUGUGGUACUUCCCUCUUCGUUGCCAACAAUACGAACGAAAUUGAGGACUACAAAAAGAAAGCCAUGACAGACGUUUCGGACGUCUUCAAUCAUGUAGAUAAAACUGGAGUAGGUCUCUACGUUAUGGCUAGCACGCUUGGUUCAUUAGAAGCGCUACUCAUAUUUUUAAAAGAUUCGAAGAUACCCGUUUUUGCAGUCAACAUUGGAACAGUGCAAAAGAAAGACGUAAAAAAAGCUAGCGUCAUGAGGGAAAAGGGAAAACCUGAAUACUCAGUCAUCCUCGCCUUUGACGUUAAAAUCGAUCCGGAAGCAGAAAAGGAAGCACAAAUUUUAGGCGUCGAAAUUAUGCAGAAGGAUAUUAUUUACCACUUGUUUGAUGCUUUCACAAGUUAUAUUAAAAAAAUUGAGGAAGAGAAAAAACAGAGCAAAUUGACGGAUGCUAUUUUCCCAUGCGAACUGUCCAUUGUUAACGACUGCGUGUUUAAUAAAAAGGAUCCCAUCGUCAUUGGGGUUAAGGUUGACUGUGGAAUACUAAAAAUUGGGACACCAUUGUACAUCCCUGAGAAGAGCCUAAAAAUAGGAAAUGUCGUUAGCAUUCUCUUGAACAAAAAAACUUGUGAAAAAGCAAAAAAGGGAGACGAAGUUUCCAUUAAAAUUUGUGGCGAACCACAUAUCACCUUCGGAAGACACUUUGAUUUUAACCAAAAGAUUUACAGCAAAAUUACUAGGGAGAGUAUUGACGUGUUGAAGGAGUACUUUAGGAGCGAGUUAACUAUGGAGGAUUGGAAAUUAGUUGUGCAGCUUAAGAAAAUCUAUAACAUUAUCUGA
Messenger RNA from Plasmodium coatneyi, 2922 nucleotides. RefSeq names its product Translation initiation factor IF-2. Gene Ontology annotation, molecular function: GTPase activity; GTP binding; translation initiation factor activity. The record is from RefSeq and is a predicted model, not a curated record. The transcript has a single exon. Bases 1 to 2922 code for a protein of 973 amino acids. Lineage: Eukaryota; Apicomplexa; Aconoidasida; Haemosporida; Plasmodiidae.